This is a messenger RNA of Cuscuta campestris, 558 nucleotides long. The record is from the annotation of a GenBank genome assembly. NCBI's taxonomy places the organism in Eukaryota, Viridiplantae, Streptophyta, Magnoliopsida, Solanales, Convolvulaceae.
AGCCAUGGCGUCUUUCGGGAGGAAACGGGGCGUAACAAUGGCGACUAAUCUGUUGAAAACCCUAACUCCAAGAUCUCGUGUCACCAAUUUCCCCUCAAGCUCGAGGAGCAUCAACGGCGCCGCUGCCGGCAUCGUUAGCGGCGACAUCAUCUCGUCGCACACUGCUAAAUGGAUGCAGGAUUUCAGCAAAAAAUCUCCUAUGGAGCUGAUCAACGAAGUUCCACCAUUAAAGGUGGAGGGCAGGAUCGCCGCCUGUGAGGGAGAUAGCAAUCCUGCACUCGGGCAUCCAAUUGAGUAUAUAUGCCUUGAUUUGGAUAAACCAGCGGUUUGCAAGUACUGCGGCUUACGCUACGUCCAAGAUCACAGUGGUGGUGGUGGCCAUCAUCAUUAAGAUGCUGAGUGGGAAUUUGCCCUCUUUUUCCAAGUUUUAAUAGUCCAAUCAAACUGCACUCUUGUCUUUGAAAUGUAUUGAUGGUGGCUGUAAUAAGAACUAUACCCAUGUGUCUUUUUUCUCUUUUAUGAUCUCGAAUUGUGCUUUAAUGAAGAUUUCAUUGCUAU